AUGCCUGAAGAGAAACAUAAAUUAUCUAAUAUUCGUAAUAUCGGUAUCGUGGCUCACAUUGAUGCUGGUAAAACCACCACUACUGAAAGACACGUUGAUUUCACGGCGGAGGUGGAAAGAUCUUUGCGAGUACUGGAUGGAGCAGUAGUAGUUUUGGAUGGAAGUAAGGGAGUGCAAGCUCAAACUGAGACAGUUUGA
Molecule: messenger RNA, 198 nt
Organism: Ambispora leptoticha
Lineage: Eukaryota; Fungi; Glomeromycota; Glomeromycetes; Archaeosporales; Ambisporaceae
Source: the annotation of a GenBank genome assembly